AGGGUAGCUUUGGAAUUGUCAUUAAAAUCACUAUUAAAGUUGUGUAUUUCUAACAGGCUGCAUGUGUACGUAUGAUUGCAUAGUGCAUGUAUGAUUGCAUAGUUUCCUAUUUUUUAGGCUGAAAGAAGUCACGGCGCGCAGCUCAUAUGGGGAGGCUUAAAAUCUGGCGAAAAGUUUUUCCUUUUUACAGGUUGUGUAUGUAUGAUUGCAUGGUUUCCCAAUUUUUUUUAAGCUGGAAGACGCACAUCUCAUCUUGGGAGGCUCAAAGUCAGACAAAAAGUUUUUUGUUUAGUGAAAACUUGAACUUAAUCUAUCCUUUUUUACAGGUUGUGUAUGUUUGAUUGCAUAGUUUCCCUAUUUUUUAAGCUGAAAGGAGUCACGCAACUCCACGUCCUUGGAUCUUCUCUCUAUAAAUGGAUUUGAAGUUUUCGACAACUCUUGCAUAUUUUCAUUGUUUUCAUAGAUUGGGAAUCAUUGAUUUCUUCUUUUCUGGGAAGAGAAAAGAAAGAGAGAAACCAAUCACUAAUGGACGAUAAGGUACAAGGACAAAAUGGAGUCUCCGCUGAAACCCCCAUCCCUCUUCUCAGGCCAUACAAGUUGGGCAAGUUCCAGCUUUCUCACAGGAUUGUUCUAGCACCAUUAACCAGACAGAGAUCUUGGAACAAUGUUCCUCAACCACCUGCUAUCUUACAUUACUCUCAAAGAACCAGCAAAGGGGGUCUUCUCAUAGCCGAAGCUACAGGAGUUUCCGACACUGCUGAAGGGUACUUAUAAAAGUCAUUUUCUGAAGUUCCAUUCAUUUUCUAAAUGAAAAUAAACAAAAUAUGCUGGAGCACAUACUUUCUAGUGUUUUGAUAUUGAUGUUGGCCCUUUCUCUCUCUGUAACGCCCAGGCAUUUCUUUUAAGGGUAAUUUAGGAAAUUGUUAUUAAUAAUUUAAUUAGUUAAUUAAUUAAUUUAAUAAAG
Molecule: messenger RNA, 964 nt
Organism: Vitis vinifera (wine grape)
Lineage: Eukaryota; Viridiplantae; Streptophyta; Magnoliopsida; Vitales; Vitaceae
Product: putative 12-oxophytodienoate reductase 11
Exons: 2
Coding region: 526-774 (82 amino acids)
Molecular function (GO): FMN binding; oxidoreductase activity
Source: RefSeq, a predicted model, not a curated record